AAAUAACCCAAGUCACAUCCAUUCCUCAGAAAUUCCCCAGAGAACCCCGAACUUUUAAAAAGAAGGGAAGAAGGGACACCACCGUCCCAUCCCGCCAGGGAGAGCUUCGCGUGCCCAUUACGCCGUCACUGCUUCCUUAUAGGGCGUCAAUCUGCUUGCCACUUGGGUGGUAUCGAAUAACGAACGGCAAAGCAUGAUAGGAUCGUGGGAAAACUGAGGUCAACCCAAAACCAAAACCCAAAAUCUGGCAACCUUCAUGUCGUCUAUUUUACAUCAAAGUUAACGCCCCAAGCUUCAAGUCCACCUCCAGACAUAACAAACAAAAGUCAAGUCACAAGUUUCAACUCGAAGUUCCUCUUCUGGUUUCUGGUCCAGUACCACAAACGCUGCAGCUAGCCAGCCAUUUGCGCGCAGGACGACGUGACUUCUUUUUGCAGACCAGACCUGAUCUACAAAGAACUCCCUCGAUCGCCCAUUCUUCAUGCGCACAUCAUUCAGAAAAUCGUGACUCUCCCGGAGCAGAUCCCAGAGUCAAUCGGACCGGCAACAUCAUCACCCUGUCGGUGGCCUUUGUUUCUGCUUCCAGAUUGACAAGCCGUUAGAUCAAGGGCCAUCAGCCGUAUUUCCAGUCGCCUCUCGGCUACGAAUUCGACUACUGGCUACUCUCGGCAACCGGUGGCCAUGUGGGACAGGUUCAAGGGCGCCGUGCCUCAAAAGCUCGGCGGUCGAUCCCAACAGCAGCAAAAACAACGCCCGCAACUCGACAAGAAUGCAUAUGCUGCCGCAAAUGGCUACAGCUACUCGGUCCAGGGAGGAGCGCCGCCGCCUCGCCCACCACGAGAAUUCGAGCAGCCGUUACACUUUUACGACAACACUGAAUCCGUCAUAGAACAAGUGCCCAGCCAAGGCCAACAUCGCAACUACGCAUAUCGAAACUCGGGCGGCUCUAACCGUCGUCCCGCGUCAUCUAUAUACUCACAACCGAGUCCUAUCCACACCAGCUUCGCCCCAGCAUCGACCGCGCCGCCAAGGAGAAGUUACACUUUUAACGACGGAGACGAAAUCUCUCCUCCUUCGUCACCAGAGGAGAUUACUCCAAGGUAUGGGGCCGUCCCUGUACCUGACAUAAGCCCAAUCGACGAAGACGACGAAGUAUACAACAGCAAAAUGUCUCAGCAACCAAGUUUUGCUCAGUCCAUGAGAGGGAAUAUAUCCUCAUUACGUCGCGAGCGUCGCCAAAAGAUGGACGCUGCCAAUUCACAACUCCGCGAGUCGAAAUCUCGUGACAAAAUGCGAUUGCCUCAACCCAAAUCGACCGAGCCAUCAAAACGCGGCUACCACGGCGGCGAAGUUAGAUGGGAUCCCGCUACCGGAGAACUGACUUCCAGCGAGAAGGGAAGACCAAGCCAGGUAAAACCGGCCGAGUAUGCAAAAGAAUUUGGCGACAGCCCGCCGCGAGCGACUGCUUCGGCCGCUCCAGCCAUCAGCACAUCCACCCCCUUUGGUGAGCGGGUGAGAAGGAUCGCGCCACCAGGUUUCGCCACGGGUGGUGCUGAGAAGACACUGCGUUCUCCCGCUGCCCAAACACCGCCGAGGCGAACUCCGUCUCCCAUGUCUUCGCCUACGGCGUUCGACCCCGCCGCGAGAGCAUUUGCAGCGGCAGAUCGCCCCGAGUGGAAAGGUGGUAGUGGACGUUCAGCAAUCGUGAAGCCUGUGCACGACACGCCAGACGUGGCCCCGCUGAAGGUCCCCCGAAAGAACGCCAAAAGGAGUUUGGCGAGUCCUGGUGCCACAUCUUCGCCCGUUGCGGCUGAGCCGAGUAACGUCAUGGCCAGCCCCCCUGCUAGUCCAGCUGCCCCUGAAACGCUACAAUCCCCGCGCGAAACUACACGUCAAAUUGAACCCUCGUCGCACCCUCCUCCGCCAGAAGAACAGGAGCAUGAAGAGUUGAACAUCUCCUCAGCGAAUUAUCCAAGUCCUCCCCAGUCGGAUGGUGAACCCAAAGCACCCGAAGAUACGGCAGCCACAUCGCCGAACCCAAUGUAUCCUCUCAGUCCAGACUCGACAACUCCGACAUCGGCGGUUCGAAGAAAACCUACGCCGUCACAGCUGUCGCUGCAUCAGCAGCCAAACAGCCAUAGCUCGAGAUAUUCCCAGAGCGACCCCUUCAACUACUCAACAUACCCCGCCACAAAUAUAACCCCCAACGGAAAGUCGAGUACAUUCAAGGCGGGCACGCCUGACGAGUGGGCUUAUCUGUCGCCCAAGUCUCCAGAAACCGCCUACAACGCGGUAGGGGCACCGCAAACUCCGGGUGACGACUAUGGACAGAAUGACAGUCCGUCGAGGGACGGUGGUGUCAUGGGCCGCACGAGGCCCAAGCUCCGCGACGGUGGCAGCGGAAGCACAACUCCUUCGAGCGAUGAAGAGCCCAUCAAGAUCAGCCUCGGCGGUGGCCAGUGGGCGAACCGAGAGCGCAAGCCCCUGGGGAUGGCUGCAGUGAGCCCCAAGUCACCAAGCGGUCAUGAUGGCGGCCAUGUGCGACGGAACUCGAUGGCAGGGUCUAUCCACAAGACCCUGCCCCCGGCACCUCCCGAGACGACGGCCAAGGACCGCGUCGAUCAACUCAACGCCCAGCUCCGAGGCCUCGCGAACCGGCGCCUCAACCUGACGCGAUGCAUCAAGCAGAUGACAGAGCUCAUGCCGACGGACAACAUAAUGGCGUCGGCCGAUGUUUUGCACAAGCGCGAGGUCGAAAGGAAAAAGGUCGAGGCCCUUAAGAUGGAACUCGCCGAGGUGCAGCGCGAGGAGUACGAUUUGGGCAUCAAGCUUCACCGUGCUUACAAGCGCAUCGACAGGACCGGCGAGUAUGAGCCUACGACCCUGUGGGUGAGACGGGUGACUGGAUACUAGAAUGCUUUGAUGGGCGUUAUUUUCGAGCCAGCUGUUUGAAGCUUUUGGGCGUUGGGAUAGACUAUGUUUGAUUGGAGACGAUGAGCAACCCAGUUACGUUCCCCUUUUUAUUUUUUUCCGGACUGGAUUUUCUAAAGUUAUUCUCUGAUUUAGCGGUUUUUUUUUUCUUAAUCUUAUUUCCACCAUUGGGCAUAUUGGUACAAUAUGCACUUAUCAUUGGGGAUUGUCAAUGUGUAACUAUUUUGGUAUUUCUUCUGCUUGAAGCCUAGAAGACAGAUAUAUUCCCCCCACACAAUAUUCAGACCAAGACUAGAUUGUACCAUGG
Pyricularia grisea is the source of this 3238-nucleotide messenger RNA. RefSeq lists its product as uncharacterized. Bases 682 to 2913 code for a protein of 743 amino acids. Lineage: Eukaryota; Fungi; Ascomycota; Sordariomycetes; Magnaporthales; Pyriculariaceae. The record is from RefSeq and is a predicted model, not a curated record. The transcript is spliced from 5 exons.